Thamnophis elegans (Western terrestrial garter snake) is the source of this 1557-nucleotide messenger RNA. RefSeq names its product ITPRIP like 1 (gene ITPRIPL1). The transcript has a single exon. Gene Ontology annotation, cellular component: membrane. The record is from RefSeq and is a predicted model, not a curated record. Lineage: Eukaryota; Metazoa; Chordata; Lepidosauria; Squamata; Natricidae. The coding region runs from base 1 to 1557 and encodes 518 amino acids.
AUGGCCAUAGCCCCUCUGCUUUUCCUGGCGGCCCUAGCAUUAGUCCAUCACCCUUUGUUGGUCAACGACAUCACAGAUCUGACCACCCUGAAUCGUCUUGAGGAGCAUGAGAGGCGGCUAACGACAGAGAUGGGGCGUCUCCAGGUGGAAAUGAACCAGAAGAACUGGAACUGGGAUCUCAAACAGAACCAGGAGCAGUGGGCGGCAGAGGACCUUGACACGGAAGAUGGCACCUGGGAUGGAUGGCCAUAUGUAGGGGUUGUCAUCCUCAUUCUGUUUGGAUGCUGCAGGCGCACCAUCGCGAAGGAGCCCAGUGACGAUUCCAGUAUGGAUGGCUCCAGCACCACCACCACCACCACCAAUGGAGAAGAAGACUUUGAAGACACUGAUCCGGAACCGGAAGAUUACGAAUCCAAGAAGAAAUGGUUGGAGGAUUUUUAUGAGCAACAUAUUGAGACUGGCGAUAUGUCCAGCUUGUGCGAUUUUGUGGAGAUGUUAGUGAAUGAUGUGCUGGAAGAGAGUCGGGAUCAAAAGCUACUUCUGCUGGAGAACUGCAUCGGGGUGGGCAGCGCCUUUGAAGGAUGGUCCACAGAGGUCUCGAAAACCUUCUGCGUCCUCGUGCCUAUAUUGCCACCCAAGGGCUACUCCUUCCACAUUGAAACCAGCGACUCCGAGGGGGCUCCAUGCAAGCAUGGCCACAUCCUGGUAGAGGCAGAGUGCCUGUGUAAGAGAGAGAGGCUGCUGGGGGACGUGGUGUGCUCCCUCCAUCACCCGGAACGAGAACUGAGCCAAGAAGAACAGAGCAAGUCCCUUAUGCAUGUUCUAUGCACCAAUUCCCAUCUGAAUGGGGAGAAAACCGCCCAGUGGUUCCAAGCUUUGGUAAGCAAGGCCUGGGACACUCUCGGCCUGAAGUACAACUUAAGUCUCAUUAUUCAGAAUUCCAACAAAAGGUGCCAGCUGAAAGUAGACCUUGAAUCCAGGGAGGAGAUCUUUAUCGAUAUCUUACUUGGAGUGCAGCAAGGAGACUCGCUGAUCUUCAUGACCAUCGGAGGGGACCCAAAGGACCAUCUCAAUGGCAUGGUUUGGCGUCAAACUUUUGCCAUUCAGGAGCUGCUCUUCUUCAAAUGGGUGAGCCAGCGAGCUCCCAAGGACAGCUGCCACCUGAAAUGUCUUCAGAUCUUGGUCUUUUUUAGAGAGUCUAUGAUCCUGGACAAGAAGAACCUGGUGCUCACAAACUACCAUUACAAGACUUGUUUGAUGCACCUCUUGCUUCUGGGACCUCUGUCCUCCUGGGAGCCAGGGCAAAUCACACAACGGCUUCAAGAUCUCCUCUUGAAGAUGAAUACCGCCCUGGAGGAAAAAUACCUUGAACACUUCCUCAUCGGGAACGUGGGUUUGCCCAUCCAAAUCCCUCUGCCCAAGAGCCUCCGAAGUGCUGCCCCCUUCAACCUUUUUGAGUACUUGGCCCAAAUCCCGAUCCUCCACAUGGAGGCGGUCAAUGAGUUUGUGCAGGUGGUAGAGCAGGUGAGGACUCUCUGGUUAGCCCCUGAAGAAUAG